This is a messenger RNA of Mizuhopecten yessoensis (Yesso scallop), 4055 nucleotides long. RefSeq names its product tyrosine aminotransferase-like. The record is from RefSeq and is a predicted model, not a curated record. Gene Ontology annotation, molecular function: pyridoxal phosphate binding; L-tyrosine:2-oxoglutarate transaminase activity. The transcript has 12 exons. The coding region runs from base 358 to 1641 and encodes 427 amino acids. Gene Ontology annotation, biological process: biosynthetic process; aromatic amino acid metabolic process. NCBI's taxonomy places the organism in Eukaryota, Metazoa, Mollusca, Bivalvia, Pectinida, Pectinidae.
CGGGUCAACUCGGGUCAAGGUCAGAUAAACACUAGUGGUGUUUUUCAUUCAAAAGACCAAGAUCAUAGGAAGGACGCCGGUAUAAACUUGAAGACUACAUUACAGCAUCGAAUCGUCACUCAAACACUACAAUAUCAAGGAAGUGUUUGCUCCAGGAUCUAAGUGGACUAUGAAAUGAAGAUAAUAAGUUAAAACAAGUAAACGUGUGCUGCAUUAUCUACAAGUCAGAUAGAUUUGUACCUCCAAGUAUACUAGUCAGACGUUUACACAACACAGCAAGACAUCCUAGUCGAGAGCUGAGCUGUCUUGCCAAAUAAUUCACAGAAAACAGUUUUACAAUCAUCAUAUUCAAUAAAGAUGGAACCAGCAGCAAAAAGACGUCGAAAGGAUUGGAGCAUUCCUGUCUCUACAAUUGCCAAGAACACAUUUAAUCCUAUCCGAAGUAUCGUGGAUUCCAUGAAGAUAACACCACAUCCUGAAAAGGAUAUGAUUGCCCUUUCUAUAGGUGACCCAACUGUAUUUGGUAACUUGCCACUGGACAAGAAUAUAGAGGACGCUGUGAUCAAAUCUGUAAAGGCUGGCAAAUACAAUGGUUACAACCCGUCCAUAGGCUAUGAAGAGUCAAGAGCAGCUGUUGCAGAAUACUCGAGUACUGCAGAGGUCACUGUCACCUCCAAGGAUGUGAUUUUAACGAACGGCUGUUCCUCGGCCCUGGAGAUGUGUAUCACUGUGCUGGCCAAUGCGGGCAGUAAUAUACUUCUGCCUCGGCCUGGCUUCUCUAUCUACAAAACUCUGGCCGAAGCCAUCGGUAUAGAGGUCCGCCUCUACAAUCUUCAGCCAGAAAAGUCUUGGGAGAUUGAUCUAGACCAUCUACGUUCCCUAGUUGAUAAAAAGACUGCAGCCAUCGUGGUGAACAGCCCAUCUAAUCCAUGUGGGUCUGUGUACAGCAAAAAACACAUCCUAGAUAUUCUGGCUGUUGCUGAAGAUUGUCGUCUUCCAAUUAUCUCAGAUGAAAUCUAUGAACAUUUUGUGUUCUCCAGCAGUGUGUACCAUUCCCUGGGAUCUCUGUCCAAGAAUGUACCCAUCUUGUCCUGCAGUGGCCUCACCAAAAGAUUCCUGGUACCGGGAUGGCGACUGGGGUGGAUUAUCAUCCAUGACAGGAAUGAUUCUCUCGAGGCAGUGAGAAAGGGCUUGCUGAGUCUAUCUCAGAGAAUCCUCGGCCCCAACUCUCUAGUACAAGCUGCAGUACCAGACAUCUUGACCAAGACACCACAGACAUUCUUUGAUGACAUCAUUGGAUAUGUGGAGAGUAAUGCAGAGUUGUUCUACAAGAAGGUCUCCAAAAUACCUGGUCUGAAACCUGUCAAACCAAAUGGUGCUAUGUAUAUGAUGAUUGGCAUCGACAAGGACAACUUUCAGGGUGUAAGGGAUGACAUUGAUUUUACAGAGAAGAUGGUGAAAGAGCAGAGUGUGUUUUGCUUACCUGGACAGUGCUUCCAGUAUCCCAAUUUCUUCCGUGUGGUGUUGACUAUCCCCACAGCCAAGCUGGAGGAAGCCUGCCAAAGGAUCACAACAUUCUGUAAGGACCAUUACAAGCCCCCUGGCAAGGCCAAAGGUAGAUCAAAAAGGCAAAUCCACUGAACUAGAUUCAAAAUCAAAUUUACAGAUUGCUAAAUUUGCAUUUUAAGCAUACACUCCUGUUCUCCAAUGAGCCUCACCAGAGAUGUUGAGGAUCUAUUCUUGUAUUGACCUUUCGAAAUCUUAGGACAGACUUAAUGGCUACUGAGUCUGUAGCUCAUACUCUGUUAUAAGGAUUAGUGAUGUGACAUGCCAAGGUACAACAGUAGGUAGAAAUGGUGACAUGCCAAGCUUAUCUACAACAGUGGGUAGUAAUGAGUUGCGAAUUCUGUUUAAGUGGAAAUUUUCGUUAUGUGGGGAUUCUUGUGUUUUUUUGCGUUGAGUAAAUUAGUGUUAAAAGAUCCACGCAUGAAUGUUGAUACGAGUGUAUAUGAAAAGUUCAAAAAUCAGAACUCAUAGAUCUGUAACGCUUUAAUGUAUAUAUAUAUAUAUAUCAGAACUAUUGCUGGAGCAAAGAUCAUAUAAAGUGUCAAAACAUGAACCCGCGAAAGUUCCCACUUUCUCUGUAAGCAAUCAUGAUUUUCAUGAUGAUCGUGAUUUUACAUCCCCCACAACAUAUUAAGUAUAUGAUAUCAUAUCAAUGUGAUUUUCCUGGUGAUUUUCAUGUCUUUCACGUUUGAACUUUCCAAAGUGAAUUUACAAUGCAACACGUGUACAUUUGAUACAUGAUAUACGGAUGCAAAUUGUUUUUCAAAGUACAUUGUAAUAUGAUGUCUCUGUUAUCAAUGAAAGCUUUAACAUAUGUGUAUAUGACUUGUUUGUUACUUUUACGUUAAGAUGAGAGGAGUACUCUGAAAUGAUAAUGAGUAUAAUAAAGUUGUUGAUUUGCUUACUCUUAGGUAUAUUCUUUUUAAACAUAUUCAUUACUGAUAUUGUCAAAGAAGUUAUAAGUUCUUUGAAAUUUUGUAUAAAGUAACAAUCGAUUCAGUUCAAAAUCUUCCUUAGGAGUUAAUGAAAUCCCAUGAACAUUUUGAUCCUCAAUUACAGCAUUCAACAAUAUAGGAAAUCUGUGCAAUCUUAGUUACAAAAGGCGUUAGUGACUGAAUAGGGGAUCAAUAUCCUGUGGGUUGUGAUAAAAACUUUAAUCCAAAAUACUUUUUACUCGCACCAUACUAGGUGUAAUAAACUUUAUCAUGAAUUCAUUUUUGAUUUUUUGACAAAUAGACAAUGCCAACAAUUUUCUUUUGAUAGCUAUAGUUCUCCUAUCAGACCCGUGUCAUCUACCAAUAUGACCAGCAGUACUCUCAACUAGAGAUUGGUAGAUCGUUCCUGAGAUAUACCUAGUUGUUGUUGUUGUUAUUCCCCUGUGUACAUCGGUACAUAAUUACACUUGCGCCAUUGUUUGUUCCCCCCCCCCACUCCUUCCUAACGCAUAGUUGAUGCAGGUUGCAAGUACUAGCCUCGCCUGUCAGUAUAAAAAAUACCCAACACAUAUGUUUGUAUCUUCUGUCAGUUCUAAAGCAAAGAAAUGACAGGAUUUUGACAUUGCCAUUUGAAAGACAAUGCCAACAAAAGUUGUGACGCGUGAGUGACAAGUGUACGUGUGUAUGUAAGAGUGUUCUACUCAAAAUAUUUAAUGACAGGUUACUUGGUGCAAAAAUAAGAGUAGGAAUGUAUUUACAAUUGUGGUAAUUCAUGUUUCUGUUUAUUGAUAACAGUGAUUACUGUGAAAGUGAAAAUUAUUGCAGUGUAAAAAUGCUUGCAAUAUCUACAUGCGAGUUUAGAACUAUGCCAAUGCGAAAAUAUCUACACUGUGAUCACAUUAAAGUGUCACAAAGCGAGCAUUUCCGCAUGCAGGAAUUUCAACUUUUAAAAUAAAAAUAAAUUAAAACUAUUAAUUAUAUAUGAUAACAGUAUUGUUUAUAUCAGUUACAACCCUAUUAACACCUUUAUUGUGAUAACAAUGAUGAAAUACCAGUUUGUUAUGUUUUACAUGUACUACUGAUACCCUAUAUUUGAUUUGGUUUUCUGGACACAUCUUUUUUUGAGUGUUUUAAUUUCUUCCAGUGUGUAGUAUUUUACGUGAUAUUUUAUAGGAAAUGGAAUAGAGUGUUAUUGUGUAUUAUUUUGUACGUGGGUUCAAUUGAAAGUUAGUGGGCCAUGUUACCUUCAGUAUUACCAUUUCCAUAUUUGUCAAGUGAUAAAUGUUUUGAGCGAUGUUAGACAAUCCUGCAAUAGUAUUGUUGGUAGGCAAUUGUUUGUGUUAACUGUCACUUAGACAUCAGCUUUGUUUAUCAGGGUCUGGGUAUAGCACCCAUCACUAGCUGUGACAAUAAAUCAACUUUCAACAGUGUUGUUUUUCACGUUAUGUUGUUUGAAUAAAGUGAAUAAUUCUUCAGCUGCAAGAAAAAUAAAAAUUUUAUUGGAUGAAAAAAGAAGUUAACCCUUUCAACACUGUAGACCACGAUGGACUCAUC